UGUGCGUCGCUUGCGUGCGGACGUGCCCCUUUGGAAGUGAGGGAGAAACCCCUUGCUCUGAGCUGCCAACGCCCGGCGCAGAGACACAAACAGCGGCGAGUUACGGUAUUGAAUGAGAGUGGUUGAUUCUAACUGGGAGUGACUAUGCAGACGAUUAAAUGUGUCGUGGUGGGUGAUGGUGCUGUUGGUAAAACAUGUCUCUUGAUUUCUUACACAACCAACAAAUUCCCUUCUGAAUAUGUACCCACGGUCUUUGAUAAUUAUGCUGUGACAGUUAUGAUUGGUGGUGAACCAUACACCUUAGGGUUAUUUGAUACCGCAGGUCAGGAAGAUUAUGAUAGGUUACGACCUCUCAGCUACCCACAGACGGACGUUUUCCUAGUGUGCUUUUCUGUUGUUUCCCCAUCUUCAUUUGAAAAUGUUAAGGAAAAGUGGGUACCAGAAAUAACUCACCACUGUCCAAAGACUCCAUUCCUGCUGGUUGGGACUCAAAUUGACUUGAGAGAUGAUCCUUCAACAAUUGAGAAACUUGCCAAGAACAAACAAAAACCUAUUACUCCUGAAACUGCAGAAAAGCUGGCCAGGGACCUGAAAGCGGUUAAAUAUGUGGAGUGCUCUGCUCUCACACAGAAAGGACUAAAGAACGUGUUUGAUGAAGCAAUAUUGGCAGCCCUGGAGCCUCCUGAACCCAAGAAGAAACCCAGGUGCGCUCUGCUAUGAACCCUGGCCCUCUGUUUUCUCCACAAUAAAAUGCUGAACCACAGCUUUUACUAAAUGAAGAGUGAAAGCAUACGACCUGCAAUAAAGAUAAAAAGAAAUUGCCCGGUAUGCCCAUACUGUACAAGAAGGCACCAAAAGUGUGCUGAGAGUUAGCAUCCCCCCCAAUGUAACAUUGCAUUUUUUAAUUAAUGGUUUAUGUAUCAAACACUGAUCUGUACUUUUUUUUUUUCUAAUUUUUUUUCUUCCUCAAGAGCCGCCUGCCGUGAUUUUAAUAUUUUGUAACAGUUGAUUGGGAUGGGGGGCUAAAUGUUAAUGUGCUAAUGAAUCCCGUGUGCCACAUUGGAAUGUCAAAUAGGAAUUGCAAAUGGUGCACAUUGAUUACAAGUGUGGAAAGGGGUUUGUAGAUUGAUAAGACAGACAGAAGCCCAGUACUGUUUUAUAAAAAUAAAAAAAGCUGGCUUUAAGACUUCAGUAGCCAUUUUUAAAUCCACUUCUGGAGAAAUGGCAUGCUAUGUUAACUUUCUUUUGAGCUUCUUGAUUGGAUUGCACAGGGAGAUUUCCUUAAAUGGAGUUUGAAAAUAAAACUGUUCUGUAUAGCCUUGCUGGCCUAAAUGGCUUUCCAAGUAAAAUCAAGUCACCAGCAGAAUAUCAAUUGUUUUCCUUGUCUUUUUUCCAUCAGCAAAAGAAAAAAUAAUGUGUGCAGCACUGAGGUAGUUUAUUUAAACUCUUCAUGUUAAAGCUUGUGAAAAAAGUGUGUCAUGAGCAUGGCACAUGCUUCCCAGUAUUGAAAGAACAAGCUGCUGUUCCAUUGUGG
Polypterus senegalus (gray bichir) is the source of this 1534-nucleotide messenger RNA. RefSeq names its product cell division cycle 42 (gene cdc42). Gene Ontology annotation, molecular function: GTP binding; GTPase activity. The transcript is spliced from 6 exons. The record is from RefSeq and is a predicted model, not a curated record. Gene Ontology annotation, biological process: small GTPase-mediated signal transduction. Bases 145 to 720 code for a protein of 191 amino acids. Lineage: Eukaryota; Metazoa; Chordata; Cladistia; Polypteriformes; Polypteridae.